Messenger RNA from Clonostachys solani, 3873 nucleotides. Lineage: Eukaryota; Fungi; Ascomycota; Sordariomycetes; Hypocreales; Bionectriaceae. The record is from the annotation of a GenBank genome assembly.
AUGGAUCAACCCCAAGUCCAUAUAGAUAGCAACCCCGACACAGCAAACGAGACGAAACGAUCCGACCGCGGCAAAACGUUCCGCAUCCGAGCUGUGCCCAUAACUUGGGAUUCGAACCGACUGGCAUCCUUUCUACGGGAUUCCACCGACGAUACACACCCAACCGUGCUAUCACUGGCUCCCGAAAUCCAUGGGCGGACACAAACAGCCACUGCCACGUUCUUACGAGUCCCGCCGCUACCACGAGGCGCAAAAUCCUGGCGCAUCCCAUUACCAGCCGGGAAUCAACUCCAAAACAAACGGCAAAAGUCAAUCGAGCUCGAUGGCGACUUCCUCGGGGUCACGACCUUGUACCACCCCCCACCACACGAGCACCAGACCGAUAUUGUUGCAAUAUCCGGUAUCGGGGGACAUGCGUUCGGCUCGUUCAAGGAGAGAGGCGGCGAUUAUAUGUGGCUACGAGACGGCCUGGCCGAUGACUUGACGACAGCACGGAUCAUGAUUUAUGGUUAUAAAUCGACAAUCCCAAAUAGCAAGAGCAUGCAAAAUCUAGCAGAUCUUGCAUUAUCAUUUUACAGUUCACUUGAGUCGCUCAUUGGUGACGAAGAGCCCAAGCCAAUCGUUUUUAUUGCACAUAGUCUAGGCGGCCUAAUCGUUAAAAAAGCCUUGUCAGAAUUAGCAAAGUCUGAAAAUGAGGUCCAUGUGAGGCUCAUCCAAGCAGUGCACGGGCUUGUCUUCUUCGGGGUGCCCAACGAUGGCAUGGACAUCAAGUCCCUGAUCCCAAUGGCAGGAGAUGGGCCGAACCGGUCACUCAUCGAAUCCCUCAGCAGUAGCAACUCAGAUGUUUUGCGUACUCUGCAUCAGGAAUUCCACGAUAUCUUGGGCUCAGGGCGGAUGAUACUAUGUUUUUAUGAAACAGAGUUAUCCCCGACAGCCCAAAUGGACGAGAACGGCAAAUGGAGUAUGAGAGGACCGGAAACAGUGCUGGUUACCCAAGCAUCCGCUAUAAACUGCCGCCGCUGGGAAACCGGCUCUGCCUAUAUAUGUCCAAUCUCUCGUAAUCACUCUGACAUGGUCAAGUUUGAAGAAGAAGAUGAGGAGUAUGAAAAGGUCCGCGGAAGGAUCAGGAAUAUUGUGAGAAAAGCCAAGAUCCAUCCACCAGUCUACAAUGUCAGAAGUCGUGCCAUCUAUGAUGAUGCAUAUUCUUCCAACCCACCGUUGGUUAUGAGGACAAACCAAUUCACCGACACGCAAGAUACACCUACGCAAAUCCAUAGUGGAGUCAACGAAUUUGACGGACGCCAUACCUCACAAGACCUAUCUUAUACACAAAAGCAAGAAGAUGAAACUCACCAGGCAGAAAAGGACGCCUGUCUCCGGUCUCUUGGAUUCUCUCGCAUAGAUGACCGGUACCAUGCCAUAGACGCUGCCCACCCUGGCACGUGCGAGUGGCUUUUCGAAACCCCGUCGUUUCAGAGGUGGUGGCAUCGCGAUGAAAUCGAGCUAAAUAACGGAGUCCUGUGGAUUAAAGGCAAACCAGGAGCGGGGAAGUCAACCUUGAUGAAGCACAUCCUACACUGGUGUGAAAAUCCGGAUCACUUGAAACCUAAGUUGAUCAUCCGAUAUUUCUUCAACGCACGAGGGGUUUCAGAGGAAAAAUCAGUUUUGGGGAUGCUGCGUUCAAUGGUAAAUCAACUACUUACCGAGGACUCGACUAUAUUCGACAACUUCUUCCAGAUCUUCAGACAGCGGGAUGCGAAUAAACAAGACUGGGUUUGGGAAGUGGCCCCAUUGACCAACUUCAUUCUUGAAUUGGCCAAGAACAAAGCCGCUAGGCCUAUGGUUAUCCUCAUCGAUGCAUUGGAUGAGUGCGAUGAAAGUGACGUAAGGCUUGUUGUUGACUUUCUUGAAAAUCUGAGUUGCCACGCGACCUACUCGGGGUUUGAGCUGAGAAUAUGUCUGUCGAGUCGACAUUACCCCAACAUCACCAUGAAUAAGAUGGUUCAGUUAAUUGUGGAGACGGAUCAGGGACAUGAAAAUGAUAUAUCGACGUAUAUCAAAGCCAAGCUCCGAGUUCAAGAUGACGGGGUCCAGGAGAAGGUCCAGAAAAAAGCAGAUGGCAUUUUCAUGUGGACUGUCUUGGUUGUGUCAAUCCUCAAUAAGGAGUUUGACCAAGGCUCUCGGGAGAUAUUAGAAAAGACUCUGGAAGACGUUCCUGGAGAUCUAGAGGAAGUCUUUGCUAAUCUUCUGUUAGAAGACGGAAAGGCUGACCCGGAAACUGCGCUCAUGUUUCAAUGGGUGCUUUUCAGCCAAAAACUAUUGAAGCCUCAAGAACUAUUUCUUGCAACUCAGAUGGGGUUAUCCCCAGAUUCUGAUGGAGUAUGGGAUAACUCCAAGUACACUCUGGAUUAUAUCAAACGUCGCAUUGUUUCCAUUUCGAAGGGCCUCAUCGAAGUACGAAGUGGCAGCAAUAAAGACGACGACCCGUAUGUCCAAUUCAUCCAUUUAUCGGUAAAAGACUUUCUUUCUCGGAACAAUAGGCUACAGGCACUGGAUCCUACAAUUGGCCACGAACCCGUCCGCCUCAGCCACCGUCGACUGUGGAGGAUCUGCUGGGAUUGCAUCAACCGGUUUCAUGCCCAGAACGCAGAUUUCAGCAAUGAAGACCCUUAUUUUGAGGCUAAGCUUAGCUCUCCAUUCAUCAAAUACGCAGCGAGUUAUUUGUUCGACCAUGCGAACUGGGGAAUAUCAGACCAACAGAAGAGCUCCGGGGGGUGGUUCCAGAACCCAUUUAAAUCGCGUAACCAAGAUGCGAGCAAAGAGGAUCUUGAGAAAUGGCUGAACGAACAUAAAAGCUGGUACGAAUUGUGGCAGAGAAGUCCCAGAUACCAGUCCGGGCUCAAAUUCCAAUUGGAUGUAUCAGAGGGGAUUGUGUACGUCUUCUCUGCAGGUGGAUAUGCCCAACUGCUCAGACCACUCUUGAAGCGAAAGUCUAUCGAUGUUCGCGCCCAGAGUGCCUACCAUGGAACCCCACUACAUGCUGCCUCCUAUUUUGGCCACAUAGACAUUGCACAGAUACUGCUUGGUGCAGGUGUUAACGUCAAUACGCAGGGGGGUAGAUAUGGCAGUGCACUACAGGCUGCCUCUACUGGAGGAAACAAAGACAUCGUACAGCUUCUGCUAGAUGCAGGUGCUGAUGUCAAGGCGCGAGGUGGUCGAUAUGGCGGUGCACUACAGGCUGCUUCUUUUAACGGAAAACGAGACAUUGUGCAACUCCUGCUUCAUGCAGGCGCUGAUCUGAAUGCCGUAGGUGACGAAUAUGGCACUGCACUAUACAGCGCCGCCUACUCUGGUCAUAUAGAUGCAGCAUUGCUCCUACUGGAUGAAGGCGCUGAUGUUAACACGCAGGGUGGUAAAUUCGGCAACGCACUACAGGCUGCCUCUAGGAAAGGAGCACAAGACAUUGUAGAGCUACUGCUAAAUGUAGGCGCUGAUGUCAAUGCCCAAGGGGGUAAAUACCACACUGCCCUGCAGGCUGCAUCCAUCGACGAGACGGAGAUCGUGAAGGUACUCUUGGAUGCAGGCGCAGAUGCCAAUGCUCAGGGUGGCCACUAUGGGAACGCACUUCAGGCUGCCUGUUAUCAUGGAGCAACAGAAAUUGUGCCACUGUUACUGGCUGCAGGCGCCGAUGCUAAUGCCAAAGGUGAAUUUGGCACUCCAUUGCAGGCUGCCGCCCAGUAUAUAAGGGUUGUUGGAGCACGAGAAAUGGUCAAACAGUUGUUGCUGGAUGCAGGCGCUGUCCAAGACGCCGCGUCUUCUCGUGGAAAAGUUGGCGGAAGGAAAAAGGUGAAACCUCUUGUAUUGAUUAAAUAG